Loa loa (African eye worm) is the source of this 672-nucleotide messenger RNA. RefSeq lists its product as hypothetical. Gene Ontology annotation, molecular function: metalloendopeptidase activity. The coding region runs from base 1 to 672 and encodes 223 amino acids. NCBI's taxonomy places the organism in Eukaryota, Metazoa, Nematoda, Chromadorea, Rhabditida, Onchocercidae. The transcript is spliced from 6 exons. Gene Ontology annotation, cellular component: extracellular matrix. Gene Ontology annotation, biological process: extracellular matrix organization. The record is from RefSeq and is a predicted model, not a curated record.
AUGCAAAAAUUUUAUUUAUUUAUUUAUUCUUUUGAGUGCGGUGAUGGAAUAUCAAGUCAAUUGAGACGUUGUUUGGAUGUACGAUGUGUUGGACCAAAUCAUCGUCAACGUGUUUGUAAUAUGCAACAAUGUAGCAAUAUAACAUCAAUUGAUACAAAUGAAAUACGUUGCUCAAAAUUGGAUAUCUUAUCAAAUAAUGAUAAUAGUCCUGAAUUGAUAUUAGAAAAAUGGAUUCCAGUUGAAAGUAGUCAACAGUGUAUUGUGAUGUGUCGUUCAUUAAAAAGUGGUGAAGAAAAGGAAUUAGAAAAGAUGACCGAUGGUACAGCAUGUUUUAUUGAAGGAUAUAAUAAAUCAAUUUGUGUGAAUGGUAUUUGUCAGCAUGUUGGUUGUGAUGGUAUUGUACAAUCAAAUGCUCGUUAUGAUCCAUGCGGAAUAUGUGGUGGUACAGGUGAAAGUUGUGGACGGACAAUAUUUCAAUGGAUGGAUACGAAACAAUUUUCACCAUGUGAUGCUACUUGUGGACCAAAUGCUUAUCGUGUAUCAGUAUCAGUAUGUCAAAAUGUACGAAAUGAACGAGUGGUACCAGAACGACUUUGUGCUGACCAACCACGACCACGUCCAGUUGUCGAAAAAUGUCCACAUAUCAUUUGUCCAUCACAAUCCUUUGAAUAA